Nycticebus coucang (slow loris) is the source of this 961-nucleotide messenger RNA. RefSeq names its product chromosome 14 C11orf91 homolog (gene C14H11orf91). The record is from RefSeq and is a predicted model, not a curated record. Lineage: Eukaryota; Metazoa; Chordata; Mammalia; Primates; Lorisidae. Bases 87 to 662 code for a protein of 191 amino acids. The transcript is spliced from 2 exons.
GUGGAACCUCAGAACCCCGGCGACACCGGGCUUGAGCGCGCAUCUCCGGGCGCGGGGUUCCUCCCACGCAGCCUCUCAUUCAAACGAUGCCGAAGGGGCGGCGCGGCAGCCAGAGCCCCAAGAUGAGCCAGCGGCCGGCCCCGCCUCUCUAUUUCCCAUCCCUCUACGACCGCGGCAUCUCGUCUUCGCCGCUCAGCGACUUCAACAUCUGGAAGAAGCUUUUUGUGCCGCUGAAGACUGGCGGGGCGGCAGCGGGCGCGGUGGCGGGGAGCCGGCCCUUGCCCCAGGCGCCCCCGGCCCCGGCGCCCCCGCCGCCGCCACCCGGCCUGGGUCCCCCCAGCGAGCGCCCCUGGCCCCCGCCCUGGCCUUCUGGCCUGGCCUCCAUCCCCUACGAGCCCCUGCGUUUCUUUUACUCGCCGCCGCCAGGGCCCGAAGUGGCUGGCUUGCCCUUGGCCCCCGGCCCCAAGACCCCCUGGCUCGCCUCUGCCUCCCACCCCGAGGAGUUGUGCGAGCUGGAGAUCCGGAUUAAGGAGCUAGAGCUGCUCACCAUCACUGGGGACGGCUUCGACUCCCAGCGCUAUAAAUUCCUGAAGGCCCUAAAAGAUGAAAAGUUACAAGGACUGAAGACCAGGCAACCUGGAAAGAAAACCUCUCUCUCCUGAGAAGCUGCCCACCGGAGCUUGGGCAGCCACCUCCUUAGGUGUUAGUGCUUAGAUAAUGUGUCCCAUUUGUUGUCAUUUCAAAGAUGGUUAUUUUCUGUUCUGCAUUUACUGCUGUUCCUGUUGCUCCCAGCAUGUACUCCACAAACAGUGCCCACUCGAGUGGUGAUUCUCAUGGUCUCUUUCCUCUUUGUGCCGCUGCCGAGAAAGCUCUCUCAUAGGGUCUAGACACUGCUGCCCGGCUGGCAUUCAGGGUCUCCCGAGACCAGGGGAGGGGACCCACAGCACUGCCAUAGUCAGGC